Amborella trichopoda is the source of this 685-nucleotide messenger RNA. Lineage: Eukaryota; Viridiplantae; Streptophyta; Magnoliopsida; Amborellales; Amborellaceae. The record is from RefSeq and is a predicted model, not a curated record.
GUGAAGGCCGUAUGCAUCAAGAUUUCUUCUCCGGUGUGGUUGGUGGAAUAGUUGGGGUGGGCCUGAUGUUCGAGAUCACCUCUUCUUCUUCGAGGUCACGUAAAAGGUCAGAGGUUUCGAAAUCUGUUAAAGAUGGGUUUCUGGGUGCCUUGGAUAUUUCGUCUUCGUACAAUGGGUGUGGAUUGCAAGGUGGGUCUUUGGAUUUCUUGAACGCUUGUUGUUCACACAAUGGGAGGGCAUUGCAAGAUGGGGGGUUUUUUGAAGAAGGGAUCAUCCCUCCUACUGCCAUUCAACUGCAGCACCCACCCCUCUAACGAUGUUUUUAGGGUUGUAACCACAAUGAUCGUCAGGAAGGCCCCCUCAAAGAUUUGUAAUCACCUUCGUUCCCUUCAUAUCAACAAGAGGGUGUAAUUCUGAAAAUUGUAGUCACCUUCGUUCCCUUCAUAUCAACAAGUGGGUGUAAUUCUGAAAAUUGUGCCUGGAAUAUGCUUCCUGGCUCUGCGUGUGCACUCACAGCAACGGAAGAGGCAACAACGCGAGGAAAGGGCAAGAAGAAAGAUGUGGGAGUCCUCCGCUACUACCAUCGCGGUCUUUUGAGUACGGUAAUAUACUUUUUAAGUCGUCACGGUAUUUUGAGUGCCGUAUAAUUUUUGAAAUUCAUCACAACACUUUAAGUACCGUGAUA